GCAGAAUACAACCCGACUAAAAAUGUCUGUAAAUAUACGGUGCGCGACUACGGAAGAUCUGCUGAAUAUACAGCAUUGCAAUUUGCAGUGCUUACCCGAAAAUUAUCAGAUGAAAUAUUAUCUGUACCACGCUCUGUCGUGGCCACAGCUGAGUUACGUGGCGGAGGACGAGAAAGGGAGGAUAGUGGGAUACGUGCUCGCCAAGAUGGAAGAGGAUUGCGAGGACAAUCCCCACGGGCACAUCACCAGUCUCGCCGUAAAGCGUUCCCACCGAAGGCUCGGCAUCGCGCAGAAGUUGAUGAAUCAGGCCUCACGGGCGAUGGUGGAGUGCUUCGGGGCGAAAUACGUUUCGCUGCAUGUGCGCAGAAGUAAUCGGGCAGCUCUGAACUUGUACACGAGUAGCUUGCAGUUCGAGGUGUCGGAGGUAGAGCCGAAAUAUUAUGCGGACGGCGAGGAUGCUUAUGCUAUGAAGCGAGACCUCACCAGCUUCCAUCACGAGAAGGCUCUUCGCGAUAGAGCGCACAAGGAGGGCAAUGUUCACACGCACCUAGGUAGAUGCUGCGGCGAUCACUCUUAGUCCAUUCAUCAUUGCUGCUGGCGAAACCGGAUUUGAUUUUUAAAUUCACAUACGAAUCAUGAUACGAAUCUGAAAAUAAAACCUGCCGCAAGUCGUUUGCCAAGAAAUGACUGGAGAUCAUGCCUGAGACUACGUGUGUCUCAGGGCUUAUUAAAACUAAUGAAUACUUUGUUAUUUCUUGCGUGGGGCAAGAGCUUCCACUUCUACGGCGAAGCUUGACUUGGUAAAAAUAUUUUAUAUGCGACUGAAGGACAAAAGUUGUUAAAGUUUGCAUGAUGGAGUAAGGUUAGACUUUUGGGGGACUGUUGUAUUUUUCAGUUUACGCAAUGCGCAAUGUAAUUAAGACUAUAAAUUAAGACUAUAAAUUGACUUAUAAAUACAUGAGAAAUAAAGAAUUCUGGACAGUCUAA
Wasmannia auropunctata (little fire ant) is the source of this 987-nucleotide messenger RNA. RefSeq names its product N-alpha-acetyltransferase 10 (gene vnc). Gene Ontology annotation, cellular component: NatA complex. Gene Ontology annotation, molecular function: protein-N-terminal-glutamate acetyltransferase activity; protein N-terminal-serine acetyltransferase activity. Lineage: Eukaryota; Metazoa; Arthropoda; Insecta; Hymenoptera; Formicidae. The coding region runs from base 23 to 577 and encodes 184 amino acids. The record is from RefSeq and is a predicted model, not a curated record. The transcript has a single exon. Gene Ontology annotation, biological process: N-terminal peptidyl-glutamic acid acetylation.